AGCAGCACGGCACAGAGCCAUGCCCACCUUUAACACGAGCAACCCAUGGCGCUCGCGCUCGCAGCCUCCAGCCCCGAGGCACACUCGCCCCGCUCCAUCAGCACCGCCUCCCUCAUCCUCGAGCACUCCCACCUCGCGCCCUCGCUCCCCACCAGCGCCAGAGCCCGAGCCAGUCGACGACCGCACUCGCUCCCUCACCGCCCUCGCCCAACUCGCCGCCCGCUUCCACCACCUCCAGCGCGACCUCGCCCUCCCCCCUCCCUCGGCCCUCGUCUUCACCCCAAAGGCCUCGUCCUCUUCCCCCAAGCUCGCCUUCAACCCCGUCAACGCCCCCGUUCACGGCUACGAGGAGGCCCUCACCCGCCUCCUCACCGAGCUCGACGCCGUCGACAGCGCCGGCGACCUCGCCGUGCGCGCUCAGCGCAAGAACCUCGUCACGGCCGUCGAGGGCGAGGCCCAGCGCGUCGAGCGGUGGCGCAGAGAGUGCUUCGACGCGAGGCAGCGCGGCGACGAGGGCCCGCACUGGGUCAAGCAGGGUCGCGAGGGCGACGACCAGGCGCUCGAGCCCGCGAGCGACGCGCAGAGGGCCGAGCGGUCGAGGGCGCGAGACGGGCAGCGUGAGGGCGACAAGGAGCGAUCGGGGAGUGCGUGGGCAGGAGGUCCACCGCCGGUGCAGGGCCACCCAGACACGUCCUCGUCCUCUCGGCGCGAGCUCCCCGGGCAGUUCUACCCCGCUCCCCCCUCGCCCGCCUUUCCCUCCUGGUCCUCUCACACCCGCCAGCACCCCGACCCGCAGCACUACCGCGCCGCGCCCGGCGCCCGCCUGCCUUCCUCCUACGCCUCCUCGCCAACUCGCCGCGACGCCGAGCCGCGCUGGGCACCUCGCUCGAGCGGCGGCGGCGGCGACGGCUCUCACGGCGGCGGCGGCGGCGGCGGCGGGUGGUACUGA
Messenger RNA from Rhodotorula graminis WP1, 949 nucleotides. RefSeq lists its product as uncharacterized. The transcript has 3 exons. NCBI's taxonomy places the organism in Eukaryota, Fungi, Basidiomycota, Microbotryomycetes, Sporidiobolales, Sporidiobolaceae. The record is from RefSeq and is a predicted model, not a curated record. The annotation marks the transcript as partial.